CAUAGCGGUGUAUACUUUGUCCCACUGUGCUGUCGUGACGCGACGCCUUACCGACGCUCGGCGUCGUUUCCCAUUGAUGAGAAAAAACGAGGUAAUACUUGUGCAGUGAAAUAAAUCAUCGCGAUAAUUGAUUAUUGUCGAAUUAUCGAGGGAUAUUCUGUGUGUGAGAUUUAUUGAUAAAGAAGGUGAAAAUAAUGGAGAACAGACCGGCGCCACUUCGUUCGAGGCGGGUUUGUCGAUUCUGCCUGACCGAGUCGGAGCCGUUGAACUUCAUAUACGAGAGGGAUCCCAACAAGCCCUUCCAAGUGCCACUUGCUCUACAGAUUAUGUCCUGCGUUGCCAUCGAGGUGUACGCAGCGGACGGCAUGCCGCAGAUGAUCUGCACGAUGUGUCGCUGGAACCUGGACCGUUCCUACAAAUUCAAGCAGCAAUGCAAAAAGGCGGACGAGGCCCUGCGCGCCUACCCAAUGACGGGCACCCUCCCGCGCCCCUUCCCCCCGAUAACCAACGAGGCCCCCGAGGGUUCGAACAAGCGCCCGGCGGACCAGCGCUCGCAGUCCGACCAAUCCAAAAAGCCGCGCGUGGACAACGGCGACCGCGAGCGUCGGGAGCGCGCCGAGUCCCAGUCCCUGAAGUCCGAGCGCGAGCUCUACAAAGAGGAGACCGAGCACGACAGCGAGGGUGACCAAGAGGCCGGGGGCGACCAGGAGGACCGCAAACUGGAGCCCGGGGAGAUCCGCGUGCACGCGUGCGACCAAUGCGAGCGGACCUUUCCCCUCCGCCAAGCGCUGCAGCUGCACAUGCAGCGGGCGCACCGCGACCGCAACUACAAAUGCACCAUCUGCGACCGAAUGUUCUUCUCGAAAUACGACCUGCAGAAGCACAUGACGACCCACUCGACGGACAAGCCGCACGUCUGCACGAUCUGCAACAAAUCCUUCACCCGCGCGAAUCUCCUGCAGCGCCACGAGAAGAUCCACCGCGAGGACAUGCGCUACGCGUGUCCGCACUGCGACCGCGAGUUCUUCACCCCCGAGGAGCUGGAGAAGCACGAGGACACGUCCCACAAGACGGCGAAGCCCUUCCAAUGCAACAUCUGCAACAAGCGCUUCACGUACAAGCAGGGAUUGGAGCGCCACGAGAUGCUGCACAACGAGGACAAGACCUUCACCUGCGAGUACUGCAAGGAGGCCUUCCGCACAAGCACAAAACUCGCCCGCCACCUGACGACUCACGCCGGCCACCGUCCGUACGUCUGCAAACUGUGCCCCAAGACCUUCCUGCUGUCUCACCACCUCACGAGACACAUGCGUUCUCACUCCGUGGAGAAGCGCCACGUAUGCGAGGACUGCGGGAAGGCGUUCAAGCGCAAGGAGAGCCUCGAAGUCCACCAGCUGACGCACACCAAGCGCUCGGGAAUGGGCCUCACCUGCGACGUCUGCCAGGAGUCCUGUCGCAAUCGCGCGGACUACGUGACUCAUAUCAAGCAGCACAUCGAGGCCGGCGAGAAGAUGGGGCCUGACGGACUGCAGCCCGAAGUCAAGGAGAAGAUGGAGACCGAGUCCGAGGAGGAGGAGGAGGACGAGCAGUACUCGGACGGGGACGACGACUACGAGCCGCCGGCUUACGUCGUCAAGAAGCUGCCGAAGAAGGUGAAGCCGCCGUCCGAGAGCGACGAGGAUGCGGAGCUCGAGAAGGACGAGAGGAAGGACCAAGUGGUAUUCGUUCGCGGAAAGGACGGGACCAUCGUGAAGAAGACUAUAAAGACUCUGAUGCCGAUCCAGAGGCAGGAGACGAGGACAUCGCCGAGGACGCCGCAGGGCAAGGGACAGGUGAAGAGGGAGGAGUCGCCGAAGAGUUCGAGGGGGGUCGACGAGACCGAGGCGGAGGUGCAGAAGAUCCUGGCGUCGGUGUUCAAGGAGCACAAGCUCCCUCUGAAGCAGGGGGAGAGCCCGCAGGAGAAGACUGAGGCGCCGCAGAGGCAGAUCAAAGAGGAGGCCAAGCCCACUGAGGGAGUCCCCAAGGUCAACACUGUCAAGGUCAUCAAACGGAUUGUCGUGAAGAAGCCUGGGGGCACGGAGGCCACAACCACGACCACUAAAGAGGUCAAGGAGCCCGAGGCGAAGCCCCCUGCGACACCUGGCCCCAAGGUCACGAAACGAGUGAUCGUUAGGAGAAUCAUCAGACAGGGGGACACCACUCGAGAGGUCAUCAUGAACCCAGACGGCACGAUAAUCGACCCUGCUGAGUUGGCCAAGCUGCCAACGGGGAAUGUCGUCAAAAGAGUAGUCGUUAAAAAACCGUUGGACAAAGCACAGAAUCUCGUGCAGGUGGUUCAGGGUGCCGAGGCCAGGAGUAUUGUCCCUGAGUCACCGAAGUUCGAGCUGAAGACGUCGCAGGCAUGCUCCAGUGCUGCAGCUGAGAAACCAGUUGUUCAGAAGGUUGAGGUGAAGAAGACUGUGACCACGAUUUCCAAGGACGAUCAGGAGACGAAGGAGAAGCUCGAGCAGCUGGAGAAGAGGGUCGAGGCCCAGCGGCUGAAGAUCGAGGAGCUGCAGGCGAGGAAGCAGCAGGAGUACGAUCCUGCUGAUGAGAUGUCACUCCCGGAGAGACACGACUCCGAGGACGAGCAGGAACUGCCUCUCAAGCGGGUGUUUGUUAAGAGGAAUAAGAGCGUUUAUGACGAGGAACAGGAGUACAAUGACAAUGACAAGGGUGACGAGAGGGAGGGGGGACUGGGGGGUGAUAAGCUCAGGGAGAAGGAGGGGGUGGGUAAGAAGAUAACUCACAUCAAGAUUGAGGUGCCCUCGGAGGUCGAGGAGAUGAGCAGAGAGUUGAGUAGCAUUCUCGAGUCGACUGGUAAUGUCGUCAAGAUGCAGGAGAGUGUGCUGAGCAAUUUGACGGAGGUCUCGGGGAUCAGUGAGGGGGUUCAGCAGGAGGCGGGGGAGGAUCAGGGGGAUAAGGGGGCCGAGGAGGAGCAGAUGGGGGAGGUGAUGGCGGGGGCUGAGGGGGAGAGGAACCAGGCGGAGAUCAAGAUGGAGCGGCUUGGGCAGGAGGGGGAUGGACAUUCUGUGGAGAUGGAAGUGGAACACGAGGAACAGGCUGAGGCGCAGGAACAGGGGCUUGAGGCCGGGGAGGGACAGGCAAUGUCAGAGUCCACUGAUGUGUUUGAGACUACCGCUGAGGGGUCUGUCUGCCAGAAGGGCGAGAAUCUCGAGGACUCGGUUAUUGCACUGUCGCAGACUAAUGAAACCAUCAAUCUUAAUGACACUAAUGAGAGCCAGGACAGCUUGGAGAAUGAACUGCAGAAGAUUGCGGGGUGAGGUGGGGCGUAGGCUCUGAGGGAUUUUGUAAGGAGUUGUGACAUUUAUUUGGAAAUCUUUGGGGUUUUUAUUAUGGGUUAAUUGUUUGAUUUUUUUUUGAGAUUUUGUUUUCAAGUUGGUGACGAUUAAAAUCGUUUUUGGUGCAUGGAACUUUGUUAUCAGCUGUGAUGAUAAUGAAGUUUCAUGUUG
This is a messenger RNA of Diachasma alloeum, 3512 nucleotides long. RefSeq lists its product as uncharacterized. The record is from RefSeq and is a predicted model, not a curated record. The transcript has 3 exons. Gene Ontology annotation, molecular function: RNA polymerase II cis-regulatory region sequence-specific DNA binding; DNA-binding transcription activator activity, RNA polymerase II-specific; zinc ion binding. NCBI's taxonomy places the organism in Eukaryota, Metazoa, Arthropoda, Insecta, Hymenoptera, Braconidae. The coding region runs from base 195 to 3323 and encodes 1042 amino acids. Gene Ontology annotation, biological process: regulation of transcription by RNA polymerase II. Gene Ontology annotation, cellular component: nucleus.